Messenger RNA from Drosophila yakuba, 1258 nucleotides. RefSeq lists its product as uncharacterized. NCBI's taxonomy places the organism in Eukaryota, Metazoa, Arthropoda, Insecta, Diptera, Drosophilidae. The transcript is spliced from 3 exons. The record is from RefSeq and is a predicted model, not a curated record. The coding region runs from base 594 to 1187 and encodes 197 amino acids.
CUCUACGAGUAACGGGUAUAAAAAGACAUUUUUAUAUAUACAUACAUACAUACAUGUGAAAAUCUGAAUUAAACAUGAUUAGAUGAGUAACGGGUAUCUGAUAGUCGAUAGUGUCGACAAUGAGUUCUUGUCUAUUAAUUAUUAAAAUUUGAAUAUUUAAAGCAAAAUAUUGAUCGCCCAACGUGGGGCUCGAACCCACGACCCUGAGAUUAAGAGUCUCAUGCUCUACCGACUGAGCUAGCCGGGCAGGUAAACGAAUCCGCUGACUGUCAAAACUCGCGAAAAUAUAUCAAAUGGUUAUAAACAGAUUCGUUCUCUUAGAUCGUUCUCUUAGAACUGUUCGUUUAAUAUUUAGUUUAUAAAUAAUAAUAAUAGUUUAGCUAAGAUCAGUAUCAAAACUGGCACGCGGAGUUUUCCAACUAAGGCAACAUACUUAUUUUCGUGCCAAAUUAUAUACGCCCCCUUUUUAAAUUAUUAAAGACAAUGAUUUUAUCAAAAUGUAUAGCUUGUGCAAUUAGAAUCAUUAGACGACUCGAAGCUGUAUAUAACGUGCAGUAUUUGGCACCCAUCCUCAUACCGGAAAGCUUGUUAAUAUGAAGGCUACUUUUACGAUCCUGGUGAUCCAAGUCAUCUGUUUGGCUAGAGGGAUUGAGUACCAGUUAACAUUGGACGACGAUGGCUUUUUAGCACCUUGCGAGAAUCAGCCUGACAACACUUUUAGUUUGGAAGCGAUGUUGGAAAGUUCUUCUCUUACAAUACACAACCUCGGUUCUAAAGUUCGAGUUGAAGGAGAGCACAAGGUGGUCUGGAAAGAUGUCCAGCCAGGAGACACAUUGAAAAUGUUUGGUCAAGUCUAUCGGCUGGAUAAGGGCACUUGGCAGAAGACUAUGUUUAGCGCCAGCUCCAAUAACUUUUGCAAAAAUAUGUUCGAUAAGAACCAAUACUGGUAUACUUUCUGGACAAAGUUUAUUAACAACUCCGACGAGAUCAAGGAAAAGUGCUUGACCACACCGGGGGCUGUUAUUAAGUACAAAGACUUCGAACUGGAUUUGAAGGCCAGCCUGAAUGUUCCGAAUCUGGAAGGGCGCUACAAGCUGGUAGCCCAACUGGAGGCUUUCGAUAAGCGCAACUUUAAGCGCCCAGUGUCCAUUUGCGUGGAGUACCGGGGCACUGUAGAGCGCAUCUAAACACGACAAUUUUAUAUGCAUGCUGAACAUACAGCGAAACACCAUUAAAGUCUAUAAUUGAGCACAUCAAA